Messenger RNA from Electrophorus electricus (electric eel), 2248 nucleotides. RefSeq names its product interferon regulatory factor 2 binding protein 2b (gene irf2bp2b). Gene Ontology annotation, cellular component: nucleus. The record is from RefSeq and is a predicted model, not a curated record. Gene Ontology annotation, molecular function: transcription corepressor activity. Lineage: Eukaryota; Metazoa; Chordata; Actinopteri; Gymnotiformes; Gymnotidae. Gene Ontology annotation, biological process: regulation of transcription by RNA polymerase II.
AUAGAGGCGCGCGGUAGUAAAGUACACACUGCCAUGAACUUCGGAGUGUAACUUCGCCGUUGUGUCGCUGACGGACUGGUGGGAAACUACAGCGAGUUUUUCUAUUCUUUUUUCCCCCCUAAUAGAUCCAAAGGAAACCGAAGGACAUUUGGAGAAUUUGUGGCAUACUUUUUUUUUUCUUUCUUCCAAAAGCCAUGUCCUCCGCGGCGGUUGCUGCCUCGAGAAGGCAGUCGUGCUAUUUGUGUGACUUGCCCCGCAUGCCGUGGGCUAUGAUUUGGGAUUUUACAGAACCUGUUUGCAGGGGAUGUGUCAACUAUGAGGGAGCUGACCGAAUCGAAUUUGUGAUUGAGACUGCCCGGCAACUUAAAAGGGCUCAUGGUUUCCAGGAGGGUAGGUCUCCGGGACCGGGGAAGUCGGGAAAGGAAAUACAGCCCAUCAACCACUCGGCUGGAGACCCCGGAUCGCGCCCACCACAGCCCCUGGAUCGUUAUCCUCUAGCUCCGGACAGACCGCCUAGGCUGGGUCCCGAGUAUCAGCCAGGGAGGCAGGCAAAUGGUAUCCCCGUUCCGAACGGAUUUCCAAAACCCGACGAGCCACCAGAGCUGAAUCGCCAGAGCCCCAACCCGCGCAGGACUAGCACAGUUCCCCCCAAUUUGGUGCCUUUGGUGAACGGAACCUUGCCGCCUGUACAUGCUCUCAAUGGACGACCACCUCAGAUGGGGAUACCGGGCGCAUUAACUGCGCCCAGCCUGACUGAUCACGGUGGGAAGCGUUCAGAUGAUAUGAAAGACAAGCACCGACCAGACAGCGUGUCUGACAUUAGCGAGAGUCACAAACGAGCGGACGAGUGGAUGUGCAAGGGAAAAACGGUGCGCGACCUCAUGGCGCUUCACACUCUCGACAACAGGUUCAAGAAAGAGCACGCAGCAAUGCAGCACAGGAUGGGAUACGAAACGAGUUCAACUUCCUCAAAAACAGACCGAGGCAAGCAACCUCGAAGCAUGAAGAGGAAAGCCUCACCUGAACCUGAGGGGGAAGGCACCACGGCCAAGCUGAACGGCGAAGGUCAGCCCUGGCUGCCUUCGCCCUCCGAAGUCCUGAAGAUGCCCUCGGCUGCCUUGCCUGGCUACGCAGCCGCUCCCCCCUCCACGAUCUCCCCGCACUCCCGUACCACCCCUCCAGAGGCGGCCACCGCCGCGCAGAACGGCCAGUCACCUAUGGCCGCCCUCAUCCUGGCGGCAGACAAUGCGGGCGCCAGCACUGGCUCGCCCAAGGACGCCAAUCAGGUACACUCGACCACCGCAGCAGGACGCCGGAACAGCGGCAGCCCGCUGUCGCCCUCCUCGGCCAGCCAGCGCCGGCUGACCCAAAGGGACGUGAUGGGCGGAGGGGUGGCAGGCGCCGCUGGCGCCGGUGCAGGCACGGCCACCAGCCACGUGCCGGGCGUAGACCCGCAGGCUGGGCACCCGCAGAGCAUUCCGGACUCGUCGGUGCCCCCUGGCACCACCCCGCUGUGCUGCACCUUGUGCCACGAGCGUCUGGAGGACACACAUUUCGUCCAGUGCCCCUCAGUCCCCUCGCACAAGUUCUGUUUCCCCUGCUCGCGUGAGAGCAUCAAGCAGCAGGGCGCCACAGGCGAGGUGUACUGCCCCAGUGGCGAGAAGUGCCCCCUGGUGGGCUCCAACGUGCCCUGGGCCUUUAUGCAGGGAGAAAUAGCCACCAUCCUGGCGGGAGACGUGAAAGUAAAAAAGGAGAGAGACCCUUGAUUUUUCCACUUUUCUGUUUUACUCUUCUUCUUCUUUUUUUUUGUUACUUUUUGUUUUUGCAAAACAAACAACAAAUGAAAUACAUGCAUAUAGAUUUCAGAUGACUAUAAAUAAAUCAAAUUGCAUACCAUCCAAACUGAAAUUAUUGGACAUGUACAUAUGGACACAAGGAAAGUGUACACUUCGUAAACAUGGCUGUAUAAAUUUUUUUUUCUUUUUUUGAAUACAUUGUUUCUAUAUAUUUUUUUUGAAGAUGAAAAGGUAUGUACACAUUAUAACAGACUACUCUCACCCCCUUUUUUCAGUUGUUGUUCAACGCCAAUUAUCAAUGUACUAUUAGAACUGGUGGCAGUCCAUGUUUAAACAUAGAAUGUGACUAAAACUACUCUCUGAGCACUUGGCAAAUACUGAAAUGCUUCUAGCUGUACUUGUAUGCACUUGUUUAAAAUUGCCAAAUACAAUUUUUGACCUUGUAAUAACAA